AGUGCGGCAAUUGGUGACAUCUAUACUGAUAAUCAGGGCACUGAUUAUCAGUGCAGCCCCAUUCAGUGCCCAUCAAUGCCACUUAUUAGUUCCCAUCAGAGCUGCCUUUCAGUGCCUAUUAGUGAUGUCUAUCAAUGCCCAUUAGUGCCUCCUCAUCAGUGCAGUCUAUCAGUACCAAUCAGUGCUACCUAUCAGUGCCAGUCAGUGCUGCCUAUCAGUGCCCAUCACUGCCAACUAUCAGUGCCCAUCACU
Staurois parvus is the source of this 252-nucleotide messenger RNA. NCBI's taxonomy places the organism in Eukaryota, Metazoa, Chordata, Amphibia, Anura, Ranidae. The record is from the annotation of a GenBank genome assembly.